AUGUUUGUGGAUGUACACAAGUCUUACCUGAUGAACUUCCCAGAGCCUUUGGUGACAGAAAAACCAGCAAUUGGCACAAUAUGCGGUAAACUUUCAUCGAUUAACAUACGAAAAAACGUACAGCAAAAACUACUGAAUAUCACGUUUAUUAUUCUGAUCGAGAUAUCGGAAUUUCUCCUUGUAGUCUUAAUCCGAGAAAAAACUAAGUGCUUGCUGUAUAUUAUGGAGAUAUUGAAAACCGUCGUCAGCUCAGGAUUCUUUUCAUCAAGGAAUAAAUACGGUUUUAUUAAAGAGAUCAACCACAGAAACUGUAAAUAUCUCUACAUAUGUUCAGUAUUUUGGCUAUAUUUGGAAACAUCUUCAAAGUAUAUUGAAGUUCAAUAG
Messenger RNA from Phycomyces blakesleeanus NRRL 1555(-), 384 nucleotides. RefSeq lists its product as hypothetical. NCBI's taxonomy places the organism in Eukaryota, Fungi, Mucoromycota, Mucoromycetes, Mucorales, Phycomycetaceae. The record is from RefSeq and is a predicted model, not a curated record. Bases 1 to 384 code for a protein of 127 amino acids. The transcript has 2 exons.